AUGACUUCUUCCCUUGAAAGGAAACAUAUUGUGAUAAUUGGAGCCGGAGCGGCAGGAAUGGCGUGCGCUGGAACGCUUGCUCAACAUCCGGAUAAAUUCAAAGUCACCAUGAUCGAAAGAAUGGGUAUAACGGGAGGUCAAGCAACAUCCAUUUCUCUUGACAAAGAGAAGUUUGGCACCGACUGGAUGAACGAUGGUGUCCAAGGUGGCUCACCAAUCUUCAAACACACCUGCGAGUUUUUCAAACGAUAUGGUCACGAAGCUCAAGGCAUCAAACUCCAAGUGGCAUUCGGCAAAGGCAAAGAUGGAUUCUGGACCAAUUGUUUCCCGAGUCAUCUUGUUGAACGUUUCUCCAGCGAUAUCAAGAAAUUUGGCAAAGUUUUAAAGAUCAUCAAGUGGACGAUGCCUGUAAUAGGUGUAAUACCUAUUCGAAUCAUGCUCCGGAUGUUCUUUUUCAGCAAGGACUUUGGAGAUAAGAUGGUUUACCCACUCAUCGCUCUCUUUCUCGGUACUGGCAACCAAACUGCAAAUGUAUCCUGCGCUAUCUUGGAGCGUUUAUUUGACGAUAAGAAUAUGAAACUUUGGGACUAUGAUCCAGAUACGCUUUUACCAAACUUGCCUCAAAUGUUGACGUUUCCCAAUCUUCAUAAUUUUUACGAAGAUUGGAGGAAAGAUCUCGAAUCGAAGGGUGUGGAUAUUCGGCUCAAGACUGAUGUCACGGAGAUUAUUCAACGCAAUGAUCGGGGUGUGGUGAUGAGUACACGACCAUUUAAUUCGGAUGCAAAUGAUAGAAAAGGAGAGCAUACGGGACCAACUUCCAAGACGGAAACUUUCGAUGAAUUGGUCAUGUGUGUUCUAGCUGAUGAUGCUCUCAAAAUCCUUGGUAGGACUGCCACUUUGAAAGAGAAAUUUGUGCUGGGAGGAGCCAACUCCGAUCACGAAUACUUCCGCAAACACUACGAAACGGAAUUUGACCCCUCCCUCUGCGCGGAACCCAAAUCCCGUUCUCAAGAAGACCAAAUCGCAUUUUCCAAAGGUGACAAACUUGGCAUCGACAAUGAACCCAGUGGAUAUCGACCCAUGUACUACACGAAAUCCUAUGCGCACGACCCCCGAAAAAUCGAAAUGUCAUUCGACUGUACAAACUACCAACACCAAUUCCGGCACGACCACUCCACCCCCACCCCCACCGCCCCCAUCCCCUACGACUCCCACGUUUUCCAAACCAUCUUCCUCGACAAAUCCAACCGCGACUACUGGACCAUCGAUGAAAUCGCCCCUGAAAAGAUCAUCGAGACGAAAUGGUGGCAUCAGCUCGGCCAUCGCUGGCAGCACUAUGCGCGCGUGGUGCCUGGCAUGAUGUGGAUUAAUGGGAAGAAUCGCACGUGGUUUGCUGGGAGUUGGACCUUGGUGAAUAUGCAUGAACUAGCCCUAGUAUCCGGAAUAGCAGCCGCGUAUCGACUAGGAGCCGAUUAUGUAAAAUUUGACGACUUUGCCGAGGAGUUUUUUGGUAAUUAUAUGCUGGUAUCACAUGGAUUUAGAUACAAGGCAGAGGAGAAGAGGAGGAAGCAGAAGAUUCAGUAG
Messenger RNA from Sclerotinia borealis F-4128, 1584 nucleotides. NCBI's taxonomy places the organism in Eukaryota, Fungi, Ascomycota, Leotiomycetes, Helotiales, Sclerotiniaceae. The record is from the annotation of a GenBank genome assembly.